Camelina sativa (false flax) is the source of this 1254-nucleotide messenger RNA. The record is from RefSeq and is a predicted model, not a curated record. NCBI's taxonomy places the organism in Eukaryota, Viridiplantae, Streptophyta, Magnoliopsida, Brassicales, Brassicaceae.
AUGAGGGUUGAACUUAUAUCAAGUCAAGAGGAGGCUGAAAGAGUUCUAAAUGCUAAGUUGGACAAGAUGAGCAUUGAGUUUGGAGCCGAACUCGAGACUAUCACCAAGGACGUUACACGCUUGGAGGAACAAAUCAUUGCUGUCAACAAUCAAGUCUUAAACAACACGAAGUAUAUUGAUGAUGACCGAACGAAGAUUAUCAAUAUGGGUUACACCAUUGACACCAUCGAGAGCCGUUUAGAGUGGAAGGUUGAAGCCCUACAAACCUUAUUCAACAAAUCCGGUGAAUGCAAUAAUUGGAGUGUAGAUCAAUUAUAUCAACCUACUGAUGUUGAAGAAGAACAUGGAGCCUCAUAUGAGUACCCAACCGAUCCUAACAAGUCCAAAGAGUGGACUAGAGAAAAAGAUUACCCAACCGAUGAAGAAGAAGCUUAUUUCAAGGAGAGAGCUAUAGAAUAUGAAGAUUUGCCAAGAGAGAAUGAUGAGUCUUAUGAUCUAUCAUCUACUAAAGAAGAUGGAGAAGAAGAGCUCAAAGACUUCUACUGUUGCAUGACAUAUCAUAUCCCUUAUGAAGAAGUUACCGAAAACCACAAUUUUCGACAACUCCAACAUCAAGAGGAAGCUUUCUACCGAGGUAACCCUAGAAAUCGACCAUCUCCAGCACCUUAUGAUGUUUAUGAAGAUUGGGAACCUGUCCCAAAUGAGACUAUGAAGAUGCUGCAUGAGAAGCUUGACAAAAUCGAUUCCAAUCUUUCAAGAAAAAUCGAUGACAUUGCUGUUAGAGUUAGAAGCAUAGAGGAUCAAAGAUCUAAGGAUGCUGAAGCCAUGGAGAGAAGACUCCAUUGUCUUGAAGAAGAACAAGAGAGACAUCUCAAGAGUGCCCAAGAUAAUGCUAUCAAUAUUAGAGACUUGGGCAAUGAAGUUUCGGACUUAGAAAGGGACCAUGAGUCCAAGUAUGGAGUUUUAUUCAACAAGGAAUUAGACACAAGGAGGCGUGUGCAGAAGCUUGAGAACCGAGCCUAUGAAGCUGAGAGCAAGAUGUUUGGUCUCGAGUUUGAACAAAAACGCUUUGGAGAAGCUAUGUCCGAAAAGUUUACAUUCACCAAAGAGAACCAUAAGCUGCUUAAGGAGAUUGAAUCAGAAAUAAAUGAGAAGAACCAGGAUCUUGAUGAUAAGAUUGAGAAUCUAUCCUCAUGUGUUGCUGAACACAAACCAGAAGAAGGAGCUCAGCUCGUCGAGGAAGAAGUAAGAUAA